GGUGUGCAUUUGUCAUUCAUUUGCUCAUGCUGUUGCCAGCGAGUGUUUACUGUCACUAACCCGUGCUGCUACUUAACACACAGUCUCUUAUUUCUAUUCUCUGCACAGAGGGAGAGAACAGGUUUGUGCAGUUCUGAGAGAACAGAUUAGUCAGGAAUUUCAGUCCACUUCAUUGAAACCCAGAAAUUAACAACAGAUAAGGAUCAGCUUGCCCACCCAGCCAAUGUACCUGCAGUGACUGACAACUUCUCAAGUCCUUUAGAUCAUUUCACAACAGAAUGUCACUGAAGCAUGCUCUUCUACCAAUUACACUCCAGAAAGACUAGACAUUAUAGGUGCCCAUAAACCCUAUUUAUUAAAAUGAAGGAAUAAUUUGAUAUUUUACAAGCUUCAGGCUUUAAUAUACACAGCAAAUCUUUCUAAAUUGUUCAUGCCCAGCUAAAUCAUUUUACAGUCUUCCUAGGUUGUCAUGCACUUGGUAUUUGGUGCAUACCACCUACCGUACUCACAGUACUUUAAACAGUCAGUAUGAUAAAAUGUGACCAUGCCAGUUAAUUAAUAUGUGCUCAGGUUUAGGAUACAUAGAAUUUAUUUUGCAGGUGCCUGUUUUGUUUACUGUCCGUGUCCUUUCUGUAUAAGAAUAAGUCUCAAUUAUAGGGAGGGAGGGGGAGGAGCCCAGCUAGGUGGUGUUGUUUCCUGGAGAUCCUUAGUGAUGCUUUUUGAUUUCCGUCACAAACAUCUCCUGCAGCCUCACCCCUGCUAUAUCUCCCAAUGCUUCCCCUUGCUCACCCACCUUUAAUCGAUGCAUGCUGGCGCUACCUGUAGCAUGGUGGUCACCCCCCAGUGGCUUUCAUUUCCCCACAUGAAGAUGAGGAAGAAGAAGGGAGAGAAGCAAUCUCCGCGCCUGCCUGCUAGGGCUGCGCUUUACAUUGUCGAAGGUGGCGAGUCCCUGGGCAGCGAAUCUGGAACAAUCGUGGACAGCCCUGGACAGCACCCUCCGUAUCGUGGAGAGGUGAAAAGCGAUCAUUACGACUUGCCCUCCCCCACCCGCCAUUCCUCGCACCCAGGGCUUCAAUGGAGUCAGCGUGCAAGAUUGCAGCCGGCGAGCGUCGCCCUGCGUAAGCAGGAAGAGGAGGAAAACAAGAGAUCCAAAGCCUUAUCAGACAGCUAUGAACUGUCCAGUGACCUGCAGGACAAGAAGGUGGAAAUGUUGGAGAGGAAGUAUGGGGGGUACUUUCUCAGCCGACGGGCAGCUCGCACCAUCCAGACGGCAUUCAGACAAUAUCGCAUGAACAAAAACUUUGAACGUCUACGCAGCUCGGCCUCUGAGAGCCGCAUGUCUCGUCGCAUCAUCCUUUCCAACAUGCGCAUGCAAUACUCUUUUGAGGAGUACGACAAGAGCCACAAUGUCCCCUACUUCCAGGGAAAGCCUGUGUCACUGGAUGAGGGGGUGGCGGCAUGCCGUGGGCAGGAGGAGAGAUGCCUACAGUAUGGGGGUUCCGGCAGUGGCAUCGAUGGGGAUUCUAUCAACACAUCUGGGGAAUUUUGCAACGAGAUCACAGAGCUGGAGGAUUCCUUUUCAAAACAGGUAAAAUCUCUAGCGGAGUCAAUAGAUGAUGCCCUUAGUUGCAGAUCCAUGCAUUGCUCGGAUCCACGAGACGAAAAAGGAACCUUGGAGAAAGGCGAGAGCAAGGAGCAACAUGUGGACAGCACAGCCACUUCCUUCAGUGAUGUCACACUUUAUAUGGAUGAAGGUGUCCCUGUGUCACCUCUUUCUCUUGAUCGGCCACCCAGCUCUGACCAGGACACACCACAGGGAACCAGUUCUCGGCAGGAGUACUGGGCUACCUCUUCCUCUAGGGAAGAUAGCAGGGAGAACGGGAGCCGGCGAAGCACUCCUUGCAUGGAGUGCCGGGACUUCCGUAUGAGGGGGGCGCACCUCCCUCUGCUUACUAUUGAACCCCCUAGUGACAGCUCUGUGGACUUGAGUGACCGCUCAGAUCGAGGGUCUCUAAACAGACAAGUUGUUUAUGAACAAGAGAACUGCAGCCCACAUGGGACUCUAAAACAGGCGCCUAACAAAGGCCCAGCACGUUCCCCAAACCCACAUCGUCACUACCAUCCAGAACCGCCCCCACCUCCGACGGACUCUGUAGGAGGGAACAAUGGCCCUGGUGUUGGGGGUGGUUUGGGAGGGGUUCGGCAUCUUCACCAUGGAAAACAAGAGCUCGGGGAGAAUUCAGAUGGAGAUAAUGAGAGCCUAAAUAGCACUACCAACUCCAAUGAAACUAUUAACUGCAGCUCAGGCUCGUCUUCCCGGGACAGCCUACGGGAACCCCCCAACACUUUGUGCAAGCAGACGUAUCAACGGGAGACAAGGCACAGCUGGGACUCGCCUGCAUUCAACAAUGACGUGGUGCAGAGGAGGCAGUACCGCAUCGGACUUAAUCUUUUCAACAAGAAGCCAGAGAAGGGAAUCCAAUAUCUAAUAGAGAGAGGCUUCCUCUCAGAUACACCAGUUGGCGUAGCUCAUUUCAUCCUGGAAAGGAAAGGCCUGAGUCGGCAAAUGAUUGGCGAGUUUUUGGGAAACCGUCAGAAACAGUUCAACCGGGAUGUACUGGACUGUGUGGUGGACGAGAUGGAUUUUUCCAACAUGGAUUUAGAUGAUGCUCUGCGCAAAUUCCAAGCUCACAUUCGCGUUCAGGGAGAAGCACAGAAAGUGGAGAGACUCAUUGAAGCGUUCAGCCAACGUUAUUGUGUGUGUAACCCAGCCCUUGUGCGGCAGUUCCGUAACCCAGAUACAAUUUUUAUCUUGGCCUUUGCCAUUAUCCUGCUAAAUACGGACAUGUAUAGUCCCAGUGUUAAAGCUGAACGCAAAAUGAAACUCGACGACUUCAUCAAGAAUCUGCGCGGGGUGGAUAAUGGUGAAGACAUUCCCAGGGACCUACUUGUGGGGAUUUACCAAAGGAUCCAGGGUCGGGAGUUAAGAACAAACGAUGACCAUGUGUCUCAGGUGCAGGCUGUAGAACGUAUGAUUGUCGGAAAGAAGCCGGUUCUAUCUCUUCCACAUCGACGACUAGUCUGUUGUUGUCAGCUGUACGAGGUGCCAGAUCCAAAUCGACCGCAGCGAAUGGGCGUCCACCAGAGGGAGGUCUUCCUCUUCAAUGACCUGCUAGUGGUGACAAAGAUUUUCCAGAAAAAAAAAAUCUUGGUGACCUACAGUUUCCGGCAGUCCUUCCCCCUCGUGGAUAUGCAGAUGCAGCUCUUCCAAAACUCUUAUUACCAGCACGGCAUCAAACUACUGUCUGCUGCUCCUGGGGGUGAGAGAAAAAUACUUAUAAUAUUCAACGCUCCAAGCUUGCAGGACAGGUUGAGAUUUACCAGUGACCUGCGAGAAUCUAUUGCUGAGGUCCAGGAAAUGGAGAAAUACCGGGUAGAGUCUGAACUAGAAAAACAAAAGGGGGUUAUGCGACCCAACACCUCCCCUGGGCCUGGUAUGAAGGAAGCUGUAAAUGGAACAUUGGGUAGGCCAAGCCUUGAUGACACAUAUGCACUAGGGGAAGGGCUGAAAAGAAGCGCUUUGAGCAGUUCCCUUCGAGACCUUUCUGAUGCUGGUAAGCGAGGGAGGCGUAACAGCGCUGGAUCCUUGGACAGCACCAUUGAAGGUUCUAUAAUUAGCAGCCCGCGCCCUCACCAGAGGCUUCCAGUUCCGCCUCCCCCUCCUCCAGAGGAGUACAAGUCACCCAGACCAGUUUCCAACUCAUCUUCUUUCCUGGGCUCGUUGUUUGGUAGCAAGCGAGGAAAAGGCCCCUUCCAGAAUAUGCCACCUUCUUCUCUGCCUCCCCACCCCCUUAGCCCACCGGCAGUAUCAGAUGGUCAAUCCAAAAUCCAGGCACUGCACGCUCAGUACUGCCAUAGUCAGGGGGUGUUGGCUCAGGCUCCGCCACCAUACCAUUCACAGCCUCCAUCUUCUGCACCUCCACAUCAGCCACCACCUCCUCCCUCUCAUCGCUACCAUGUACCUCCAUCUUCUGCUCAGUUCACACUUCAACGUCCUGGUCAACAGAAAAGACCACCUGGAGCCGGACAGCCAAUUCCUCCCAGCUCUCCUCACCCACAGUACACUUUGCAUGGCAGACAUCCUUCCAACCAGCCUCAAUCUCCACUACCUAUGUAUGGCGCUGCACCCCAGCAUACAAUGACUCACACCUACCCUCAACACAUGCAUCAGUCCCAGCACUCCAUGCAGAAGCAGCCCCCAAAGCACUUUGUGUUUAGUCAUCAUCCUUCUGCCAUGCCCCAACCCCCACAACGCCCCACACAGUCCCAGUAUGGUCAACAACAUCCCAUUCCUCACAACCAGUCACCUUGCUCCCCCAUCUCACCCAUUCCCCCCCACCCAUCUUAUCCACCGUUGCCUCCUCCCUCUCCGCACACACCACACACCCCUCUCACUCCUCAUUCACCCCUUCCCCCUACAUCUCCACUGCCACAACAUGCUUCCCAUCACCCCAUGGGGACCAACACGUCCACGGGAAACCCAAAACAAAAGCCCGUCAACAGAAUUAGCACAGUUGUGUGAGAGGCUGUGGAGCCCUGUGUGUGUUCAGGGAUAGGCGCAAGUUGUUAAGGUUGUGCGGCAUGCACAUCUGGACGAAGAGACGGAGCCUCAGCUGCACGUCAUGACUUCUUCACUUGCAGGACAGAGACACAGUUGGUUUAUGAAUCAAUGGGACAUUUAUAUAGCAAAAGCCAAGAUGUGAUGUCUCCACUCCAACAGAAGCUCUAUCUUCCCUUUCCUACUCUGCAUGGUAGAUCCAUUAGAGUAGUAGGUUCCAUCUCUGCUUUAAGGUUCCUGGCUCCCACAACAGCUAAGGGCCCGGGGUGGACAGCUCAUGACUUGAGGAUGGUAUUAGGGUGGGUGAUGUCCUUGGAUAAGGUGCUGUUGUAAGGUGAUUGUUUUAUUAUUUUGUUAGCAGGUUCAUUUACCUUCUCACUGCGACAUGUGUGAGUAUGUGUGUAGCGGGUGUGCCUGUGCAUUCAGGAGACAUUCUCUGGUAGAUGUGGCUGAAGCCCAUCUUUGCUGCUACUAAAGGGGCAUCUGAAUGUGAGUGUGAAGGGGCAAGCAUGAGCCCUGAAGUGUAUGCCCAGGACUGUUCAAUGCCAUAGUCAGGCUUUCUAAUGACUGAUCUGGGGACCUCAUGAAGUCUUUCACCCUGUCAGGUGCCACCAAAGCAAUGCUUCAAUGGACUGUCAUUGAAAAGAACUUAAACUUGUUCCCCUAAAUAAUGUGAGGUCGAGGGUAGAAACCACUAAAUGCAGGAAUAGACUUCCCCUGCACUAUCAUUACGUAUGUGUAUAUAGCAAGAGAAUUCAGUAUGACAGGAGAUAGUUCUCUGUCCUGCGUCCUCCCAGCACAGACUCCGCAUUCGCUGCUUCCUUUACAAAACUUAUAUGCAGAGAGCUUUAUAAAGAGUAAUAGAUCUAUAUUAAUAUAUAUUUAAAGUAUAUAUUUCCACACACAAGGCAGCACUUGCGCUUUGGGCUGGUAACGUAUAUAAAUGAUCAGCUCUUCUGGUAAAAAAUAAAUAAAAAAAGAAUCAGCCUAAACAAAAGAGCAACGUCUUAACCCCAGGGAGAAAAAAAAAAACGGCCAUACACCAUUCCAGUUUUUACUGGCUCCAGCAUCUCUCCAGGUUUUUAAAUCUCUCAUUUGUGACUCAAGCAAAUUCAUAAUCUUCUUGUUUCUUUCUUAGCCAGAUUUUCUACAUAAUUGGUUUGCUCUUGGACAGCAGUAAAUCACCCAUUUACCAAAGCCUGCCCCAUAAUGCUUUGUUUUUAUAGCUCCCGUCCGUUUCAUCAGUGAUUUUCCACAUAUAUCUCAAUGUAAGCGUACUUUAUUUAACAUAUCAGUCACAUGCCUUACAUGAGCACAUAAUACUGUUGUCAAAUCUCUGCAUUUUCUCUAUAACUGCAGGUGAGGGUUUUAUUUUUUAUUAAAUAUCUCCCCAUUAUAGCAAACAAAACAUUGUUAAUUAGGACAAUUUACCUAAACUGAUUCAUAUUCUAGAAUAUUAACAUAUUCUUGUAUGGUACAUACCAUAACAUUAAUCCUAAUAUGAUAUUGAACAUAAAAAUAAGUGUGUGUGUAUAUAUAUAUAUAUAUAUAUAUAUAUAUAUAUAUAUAUAUAUGUAUGUGUGUGUGUGUGUGUGUAUAUAUAUAUAUAUAUGUGUGUGUGUGUAAUUAUAUAUAUAUAUGUAUGUGUUUAUAUAUAUAUAUAUAUAUAUAUAUAUAUAUAUAUAUGUGUGUGUGUAUAUACAUUGUUGUUGAGGGAUGUGAAAGAAAGCAGUUUAAAUGCUUUUAUAUUCAUUUAUUUAUUGUUUUUUAAAGCCACCAAAUAUAGCCAAAGCUAUACAUUAAAAUAUUAUUUGACCUUAAAUAAAAAAAUAACAAUAACAUUUUAGGUAGAAUUGCAAUAUGCAUUCAUUUAUUUUGCUUAAUUUUACUGUGUGUUACCUUAGCUAAUGGUGCUUUUUCCCAAUCACGUGUCCUCUGAUUGGCUAAAGCUUAAUAGACCAGGAAUACACAUUCCAGAGUUCUGUAGGGGUGUAUCACUGCACUGCUCUGGAUAUGCAAUGCUUGCUAUUUUUCCAAAGCUGCCAGUGUUUAAAGUUAAAAUCCUUUUUUCUUUUUGGCAUGCAAAUCUUUUGCAAUACAGUGCUGAUAUAUACUAUGCAUACAUAAACAUUUCACGUAUGUCCCUUUAAAUAACUUAAUUACAUUUGUACUUAAACAAGUGCCUAUUAUUAAGGAAUACUCCUAGGAAGGUGAAAUGGAAGGGAGUUUAGACAAUCAGGUAGCAUUGAGCCAUAUAAACCAUUAACCUCUCCCUCCUAAAUUUUACCUGGGGUUUCCUUUUAUUUAAAAUGUGUUUGACCCCCCUUAAAUGUAUGAGACAGUCACAGGACUAAUGUAAAUAGUAUGAAGCAGGAAAACACAAAAAGCAAGCUGUAAUUUAAAGAAAAAAUAAAGACUAAGCAAGCACAUUUAGCAGAAGCCGUUCCACCUUAUGAUUUAUUGCUCCCUCUUGCAAACUUUCACUGUCUUGAGGCCUGAUCCCCAGUAUAAAACUACAUGUGGGGAUAGGAGUGUAUUAGCUGACAUAGGAAUUCACUUAAAGCCGUGCUGGGCAACUAUCGGCCCUCCAGAUGUUAUGGACUACAUCUCCCAUAAUACUCUUUCAGAGAUAAUGCAGGCAAAGCAUCAUGGGAGAUGUAGUCCAUAACAUCUGGAGGGCCGGUAAUUGCCCACCCUUGACUUAAAGGGACACUAAACCCAUUUUUUUUCUUUAAUGAUUCAGAUAGAGCAGCAAUUUUAUACAACUUUUUAAUUUACUCCUAUCAUUUUUUUUCCGUUCUCUUGCUAACUAUAUUUAAAAAGCAGGAAUUUAAAGCUUAGGAGCCAGCCCAUUUUUUGUUCAGCACCCUGGAUAACGCUUGCUUAUUGGUGGCUACAUUUGGCAAACCAAUAAGCAAGCACAACCCAGGUUCUCAAUAAAAAAUGGGCCAGCAUCCUUAGCUUUGCAUUCCAGCUUUUUAAAUAAAGAUAGCAAGAGAAUGAAGAAAAAUUGAUCAUAGAAGUAAACUAGAAAGUUGCUUAAAAUUGUGUUCUCUGUCUGAAUCAUUAAAGAAAAAAAUGUGGGUUUAGUGUCCCUUUAACUGUUCUAAAUUUUAACUGGUCUAAUUGUUUUGCUGUAGGUUUCAGAUACAGUAUGUAAAGUCUUGCGCAGUACAUGUGACAACUUAGUGGCGAGGCAGUUUGGUUAGCAAGUUAGUGCCCAUCUAAAAUUGUUACUUUUUUUUUUACCCCAUUAAAAUUCAAUUUAAAAAAAAAUAAAAAAAAUUAGCCUUGUAGUGUUUACAUUUUUAGAACGCUCCUUUAGGCUUAAAAAAAACUAAUUAUCUUUCUAUCAGAUUGUGCAAUAAAAUUCACUCAGAACAUAGGAGCUUUACCAUUCCAAAACUCCUUCCAUAAAGUAAUGCACUUUAUAUCUUAAGUAAUUGUGUAAAUUACCUCAGUUGUUUAGUAUUGCACUAUUAUCGAGAUUAAUUGUUUAAACAUAUCGAGUCUGAGAAUAAUGCACGCACAUUUUCAGUUUCUCCUAGGCUGACAUUUUUAACCACGUAGGGGGGACAAGCAAGUGUUAGAGUUCAAAGCUGGCGAAUUACCGACCUUAGUGGUAUAAAGUAGUCCGUGUACCAUCAGUAUGUUUGCUAUAUGUGUGAAUGUAUUACAAAGGAUUACUUUUGUACUUUGAAAAUAUUUUACACUUUUUGCUGUUUUUGUUGUUGUUUUGUUUUUAAACUUUCACGUCAAAAAAACCACACACAAAAAUAGGCAACACAUAAACAUAUGAAAAUAUUAUAUUUAGCAUGAAAGAAGAAAAAUAUAUUAACAUACCCUAUUUUAGAUGCAACAAAAUAUAUAUACUUGUGUAUUUUUUUUUCCUUUUCCAUUUAUGGUGCAGUUUUAGCAUAAGGGGCAUCUAAAAAAAAUAAGGUAAUGUGUGUCAGAAUAACAAAAAAACGAUUUAAACCCACUGUUCUAGGGAAAUGCAGAAAUUAGGAACAUUAUGACGCCCUGAAAAAAAAAAAGGAUUACAAUCAAUAACAUAUAAUCAAUAUAAAUUCAAACAAUUGCCUUUUUUUAAUUAAGUAAAAUAAUUAGUGUCCUUUAUUGUAAUUAAAUACAAUAUUUGUUAGAGACAAAACUACUGAGCUUGCUUUUCCACAGAAGCGUGAGAUUUAAAAACCAGCGACAGGUUUAACUUUAUUUGAGAUCUGAAGCCAGUUUUAAAUCCUGAGCCCUUUAGUGUAAAAAAAUGAGUGUUUUACAUUUUUAUUUUCUUGACGGGAUCAGUUAAACACCUUUCUACUUUUUAUUGAUGGUUUCCUCCCCGUUAUGUAUGCUCCUAGCAUGCCUGUGGUGUGCGGCUUGCAAGCACAGCACUACUGUACAGACUUGGAUGUGUGUAUAAAAUAUAUAUAUAUAUAUUUAUGAUAAAUAUUUCCUAUGGAAUGGUUAUCCAGCCUGUGCCGGGUGGGACAUUAGGGGAGGGUGGGGGUUGGGAGUACGGGACAGGUAUCUUGUCCUAUUUGGUAAUAUUAUUUUGUUCUGUUUUUGCGCCCAAUUCAGGGCGCAUUUAUUUUUGUGUAGAUCGUCGUCAAGAUGGGGAGGGCAAUACAAAAUAUGUAUGGAAACCAGAUUGUAUAUAUUGUGUAUAUUUAAUGCUUCAGAAAUUGAAAAAAAAGUAUGUUACUGGUGUGUA
Molecule: messenger RNA, 9329 nt
Organism: Bombina bombina (fire-bellied toad)
Lineage: Eukaryota; Metazoa; Chordata; Amphibia; Anura; Bombinatoridae
Gene: IQSEC2
Product: IQ motif and Sec7 domain ArfGEF 2
Exons: 14
Coding region: 803-4582 (1259 amino acids)
Biological process (GO): actin cytoskeleton organization; regulation of ARF protein signal transduction
Molecular function (GO): guanyl-nucleotide exchange factor activity; protein binding
Source: RefSeq, a predicted model, not a curated record